Messenger RNA from Trichogramma pretiosum, 8941 nucleotides. It is a transcript of the gene sns, whose product is annotated as nephrin-like. Bases 840 to 5153 code for a protein of 1437 amino acids. The record is from RefSeq and is a predicted model, not a curated record. Gene Ontology annotation, biological process: cell-cell adhesion. Gene Ontology annotation, cellular component: cell-cell junction. NCBI's taxonomy places the organism in Eukaryota, Metazoa, Arthropoda, Insecta, Hymenoptera, Trichogrammatidae. The transcript has 19 exons. Gene Ontology annotation, molecular function: cell adhesion molecule binding.
ACUGCCGACAUCCCAUUUUUGCGUAUAUCAAACCCACGUAUAGAUACGCACUCACUGCGCUCUCCAUACAGCCACUCGCUGUGCCGUGCUGCACUGUCACUGAUAUUGCUCUUGGUCACACGACACCCUAUCGUUUCUCUCUCUCUCUCUGUGUCAGACACAGAAAUCAAAAAGUUAUAAGAGUGUGGUCAAAUCCACCGAUAGUAGUGAUUGAAUUGAAUUUCGUUUUCGCGAAAACGUUCGACCGAAUCUCCCUCUCUCUCUCUCUCUCUCUCUCUCUCUCUCUCUGUUGCAGUCGAAAGCGACGUGUGCGGUGUGACUUUCGUGUCCUGUAUAUGUAUGUAGUAGAUAUUGGAGCACUUGCGGAAGCAGUUAGGUACACAGCUGCAGUGUCGGAGAGGAGAUAGCAGGUAGAUGUAUACAAAGGAUAUACAUCUCUGCCAAGUGCCGUGCAAAAAGUGGCUCGUGUAACAAUAAUAACAACAAAAGUCUCUACAUCGUUUCUGUGAAAAAAAUUUCGUUUCAAGUUCGUUUUCUGUGCGCGUGUGUGUUUCUCGAUUAUAUAUAAUUUGCGAAUAUAUAAAGGGUGACGUUAAUAUGUUCAAAGAUGAUAAUGUGCCGCGCUCCUAGUAGCAGCUGACGAUAUGAUUCUCCGAGUGUGACAACAGUGCUGAGAAGAAGAGAUAAUAAAUUGUGUGCGCAAAAGUUGCUUGUAUGCCAUUUGACCGGUCACAUUCAUCAAGGAGGCAACAACACCGGCACAACAACAACAGCAGCAGCAGCAGCUAGAUCAACAAAAGUUUCUUUCUGCAAGUGAUGAGUGAUCAUAGUGUGAAGAAAUGUCUGCGAGGAUCAAGCUGUCGUCCUCGUGCACUGUUUUACAAUGCAUAAUCCUUCUGUGUAUGUCAAGUUUCCCACACUCGGAUUCGUCCAAUGUCGUCUCUCGUGCACUACCCCAGUCGUUUCGCGUCAGGCCAAGCAACAGCUCGGUACUAGAAGGAGGAGAAAUUACACUGCAAUGCGAGGUCAAUCAUCGAGUCGGCAUCGUUCAGUGGGUCAAAGAUGGCUUUGCCUACGUCAUUCUAGCAAAUGGUGACAUCGUAGGUCAUCCGCGAUGGCGGAUCGAGGGCGAGCAGUCGAUGGGCGUUUACAAUUUGCAUAUUAGAAACGCAUCGCUGAGCGACGAUGGCGAGUACCAGUGCCAAGUCGGACCCAACGGCAGGAUCAAACCAAUCCGAACGAACGCCAAGCUCACCGUUCUAUCACCUCCGCAAUCAGUAGAAAUAACGAGUCACCAGCGUAACAAAAAAAUUGAAAUCAAGCAGAAUCAAUCUUUGAGACUGGAGUGCAUCGUUCGUUCGGCCAAACCAGCAGCUGGUAUAACCUGGUACCGAGGCAACGUACAACUAAAAGGUGGUGAAAGCUCCAUCACUGCGUCGACAGCCGUAACUGAUGAUAAAGAUAAGGAUCACAAGGAUGGGAAAAAUGUGAAAUUCGACACUCACGGCUACCUCGAAAUCAUGACGACGUCCGAUGACGACGAAAUUAGCUACACGUGCGAAGCUGUCCAUCCAGCUGUGCCGGUGACCAAACCUAUGCGAGCUCACGCUGUGCUGUCUGUUUUCUAUCCACCGGGAGCGCCGUACAUCGAGGGCUACGUCGAAGGCGAGACACUGCGCCGUGGCCAGCAAAUCGAGUUGGCCUGCAAAUCGCGCGGUGGUAAUCCAGCGGCUCAAGUGAUCUGGUAUCGUAAUGGAGAAACCGUACACUCCGUUUAUACGACCGAGGGCAAGGUCUCGAAGAAUGUGUACUCGUUCAUUGCUCAGCCGAGUGACGACAAGGCUCGAUUCGAGUGCAAAGUCACCAACGUCAUGAGCGUCACGCCCAUGAGUACUCACGUCGAUCUUACCGUUUUGUUCGCGCCAGCAACCGUAAAACUCGAAGGUCCAACCGAGGCUCGAGCCGAGGAACGAGUAACCAUCAGCUGCGUCACUGACAUAUCGAAUCCUGCAUCCGAGAUCAAGUGGGUCGUUGACAAUCAGAAAAUUGAAAGUACUCAGCAUGUUACGGAAGCCGCCAUGGGCGGUUUCAUUACCAGCUCCAACAUAACUUUUACAAUCAAUAAAAUGGCUCAACGCGCAGUUGUCGUAUGCCACGCCAAUAAUAUCAAACUGUCGGAAACCAUCGUCGGCACACAGACGAUUAACGUCAUCUAUCCACCAUCGAGAUUAGAGAUGUCCGGCUACGAGGCUGGCACAGCAGUGCUGGCCGGAUCGGUUCUGAAGCUCUCUUGCACCGCCAUAUCCGGUAAUCCUUUAGCUACGAUAACUUGGUACAAAAACGACAAUAAGGUACGUAAAAAGGUAACAAGUGUAACAAAACAGCGAGAUCAUGCUGUGACGAGUGAAUUGGCUCUCGUUGUUAACGCGUCCGACAACAAAGCCAAUAUACGCUGUGAAGCCAGCAAUUCAGCUACCCAAGUUCCACUCGUGCAAAGUGCCGUACUCAAUGUUAACUUCCUACCGGAUACUGUGAAAAUUAGCACAAUACCAAAGGACUUCAAGGCUGGCGAACGAGGUCGUCUGCUGUGCGAAUCAACUAGCAGUAAUCCGAAAGCUGAGAUGUCUUGGUGGAAAGCAGGCAGUCCUGUGUUGGGCACUAAUACUAGCACUAAAGCUGGCCUAUAUGGCGGUAUUAUUUCGCAAGUUGAGCUUGCGUUAGAUCUCACGGAGGAUAUGAAUGGCGAGGAGUACACAUGUCAAGCCAAAAUUUCUGAUAUCGAUCGUAGUGUUCACGACACAACGAAACUUAACAUUUUGUAUAAACCUGUUUUCGAAAAUUUGGAAGCAACAGAGCUCGUAGGUAUGGAAGGUGAGCCUUUUGUCAUAUCCGUCGCUGCCCGUGGUAAUCCCGCGGCAAUCACUUAUUCGUGGACACGCGAUGGUUUGCCUCUGAGUUCAAACGUGGCUAGAUCACGCAUAACAGCCAGAGGCUCCACACUAAACAUCACCAGAUUGGAGAGACUUGAUGCUGGAACGUACGUGUGUGAAGCUAUCAACGAUCGAGGACAAACGUUCUACCAUUUAAAUUUGACAGUUCAAUAUCCUACUACCAUAAAAAGCUCAUCAACUUCAGGUUUGGUCUAUCCUGCAGGUAAAGAGGCCAAGUUAUUUUGCGAAAUUGAAGGAUCGCCCAUAGGUCCGAACUACGUAACGUGGUUUAAAGAAAAUGUUAAUGUGGCCGAAUUAGGAGAUCGUUAUUUAAGCCAAUUUAUCAAUAAAACCGCCUUUUUAACGAUUCGCACUCCAAGUAAAGAAGACGUUGGUGAAUACAGAUGUAACAUCAAUAAUGGCAUCAAUAACGUUACCUCUGAGCCAAUACUAUUCAUUACUAAUUUCGGGCCAGAAAUGGCGAAUACCCCAUUAACUAAGAAAGCUGCUGUGAAUAAUGGUGCAAACGCCCAGCUUUAUUGCAAAGCUCGAGGCUCACCUCUACCGCACUUUACCUGGGUGUACAACGGAAAAACCAUAAUGCCAAAUCGGACCGAAAAUAAAUACAGUUUAACGUACACCAACUUAUCGGUCCUUUACUCACAAUCGAUUCUCACCGUCUACAAAGUUGAGCAAAGUGAUUACGGAAAGUAUGAAUGUAUCGCUCAGAACAAGUAUGGACAAGAUUUACAAACUGUUGGACUCGACGUUACGUCGCCACCCGACGAGCCAGUUGAUUUGGAGGCUCACAACAUUACGCACAAUAGUGUGACCCUCGCUUGGAAAAGUGGCUUUGAUGGUGGUUUGUCGACCUCUUAUCAAAUAAGAUGGCGGGAAGCUCGUGACGACGAGACCAACUAUCAUUACCUAGACGUUUCACCUGGCACGCACAGAGCCGUGGUCGAUCACUUGGAGCUUGGCACGUACUACGUCUUCAGUAUAAGGGCACGGAACACAAAGGGCGAAAGCCCUUUUCUACCUGAUCUGCUGAAGGUCCAAACGUUACGGCCUGAUAGUGCUGAGAAUCUGCCUGACGUUUUGAGAGAGAAAAGUGAAAGACCUCUUAAAUACGUGUACACUAUUGGCGCAAUAUCAAUCAUCUUUUUCGUUGUUAAUGUCUUCUUCAUGUUGUGGUAUAUUGUACGAAAGAAAAACCGAGACCGUAUAAACAAAUCGCAAACUGCAGACAUGUACGCGCCAUCAACGGUCAACGGUGAUACGAUGACAGGCGAGUUAAGUUCUGUGUCAGACGAGAAGAGCGACGUCAACUUCGAUGCUAACGAUUAUGUGGACGAGGGGCGGAAAACGGCUGCUAGUACUUAUUUGAUAGAUCCAACAUUAUCGGAUUAUGGAAAAAGUGGCUUGGAGAUGCAGGUUCAUCAGCAAAGCACCUUGAAUCGUCGCAGUAAUCAUUUACCUAGCAUCCUGAGUAUGGACUCACCGCCCCAACGAAUAUCAAAUACUGGCACAUUAACCGCUUCGAAAUCGAGUUACAUCGGCAAUCCGAGCCCGGCUCCACCUGCCGACGUCAAUUUCUACAGCGUGGAGAUGGAGAGCGGCCGUUAUAUGGGAUAUGAGUCUCAGCCGAGCCCGGCCCAGACCUCGACGAUCCUCGAGUCUGUGGACCCGGGCGCUUAUUACCCUUCACUCAGUCCUUCAGCCGUCAAUCAUCAAUUGCAUCAUCCGUUGCAUCAGCACCCCCAUGCGCACCUGCACCACCAUCAUCAUUCGCCAGUAUCGCAACACUCCCAAGGCGUCAACAGCAGCAGCAGUUGCAGCAGCAGCAGUACCACCACGACCACCACCAACAACAAUCUGCAUCAUCAUUUGCUCAACAACGACCAGCCACCCUCGACUAUGGCUCUGAUGGGUACAGUGGGAGUAUCUGCGGCACAAUUAGGCGUGCAUCAACAUCAGCAGCAUCAACAGCUCGGCAGUAUGCAGGGUACGUUGACACGGCAGCGAACUCUGCCCAGGCCGGUGCCCCCCCCAGACGUCACUGUUAUGACUGCCGGAACAAAGUCACCUCUGCCGCCGACGGUACCCCCCCCGCCAGCUACAUUUGCACGUGCGGGCCCCAUCCCCGCACUUUCCCUAGGGCACCAACUGUCAACUUUCACAUCGACCCCACAGUACUCUGAUAUUGACGGACACCUCGUCUGAGUUCGCCAGGCCAGCGAUGAGGCCCAUUAACUACGAUGCGACAGCGACGAGGUCAGCACCAAGCCCUGACUCGAGGCCAAUCUCGGGCAACGUGUACAAACGUCAACUCAGAUUCGACGCCGGAUGUGAUACAAACUAAUGCCACGAUUGAUACUGAUCAUCGAAUUAACGAUUUCAACAGUGAAACUAAUGCUACGCAAAUAGGUCAGAAGAUUCGAAAAAUUGCAUCAAAUGCAUUGAAUAUAUCGUCGUUACAGACUCUGACGUACUUAUUGCGUGUGCCGCAUGGUCCAAACGUAUCGGAUUUAUCAACAGUGCAAGGCGUAUUGAUUGCGUCGUACUGAGCACUAUCGAUGAUUAACAUAUCGUAGAGAGCUGUUUCAAAAGUAAAAGCGUUGACCAUUCCAAGACUACUUCCAAUGUUGUCGACUGAAAAAAAUUAUUACUAAUUGCUUCAUGUUAAAACUUUCACUACUUUUUUAUAAAAGAAACGCGCACUGAAGAUGGAUACAAUCACGUUGAAUUGUGCGUGCCAUACAGAUACUUGGUUUCACUGCCGGCUGUUAUCAUCGUUGACUCGAACAUAACGGCAUUAUAUUACGCAAAAAAAACUUUGAUAUUAUCUAAUAUUAUUAUAUUAUAUAUGUAAGUAAACUGUGAAUGUGACGCUGUGUUUAUUGCUAUAAGAAAUAAGUGCGUGUAUAAUUGAUAAUUUAGGGACACUGAGGGUGUGUGAUCGAUAACAUUUCGAUAAAUAGCUUCUGUACAGUAAUAUAUUGAGUUACGUCUUGUACAUAAUGCGAAAAAAAUGCGGAGGAUUUCGAGAUUAUUAUUAAUAAAUAUGAUGUAAAGUGACGAACAGAUGAGUAUAUGCGAUCAAUCGCGGAUGUAUUGAUCAUCUUCCACUGCGAUGUUUUUGUUUAUUUAUUUUUUAUUAACUAUUGUAAGCAUUCGUUUUUACAAUAUAGGUUUUCUUCUUGGAGAGUUUAAUCUACAACCAAAGUAUUAGAUAAUUUAUAUGAAAAUUUUUACGAUUAAAAUCGUGAUUUCACUUCGAUUUUUCUCGUAACUUUUUUUCUUACAAAAUGUUAAGAUUAAGAAGUUGAUAUUGUAUUGAAUUUUUUUUCAUAUUCCAUAACAAUUGUUUCGGCAUUAAUUAAAAAAAAUCAUGAAAAGUAAACGUGCAAACAAAUAAGUCAAUAUAAUCAUGUUGCGUAAUUAGAUUUCAAUAGUUGCAUAUAGGUUAUGACUGAUGUUAUAAUUUACCUAAAUAUCUUUCCAAGUUCGAAAAUAUGUUUGCUUUUUUGAAUUAUAAAAAAUCAAUGACAGCUAAAAUGAACAAAGAUUAGUAACUUAUGUCAGAAGAAUGUAACAUAGUUAUUAUUGUAUUAAACAUCGAACAUGAGAUACAAUGGAGACAAUGAAUUUUUUUUUGUAUACGAUUAAAAUUUACACGGACCCUCUUGUAUGGUAAAUUAUAUUUGAAAGACAUUAAAGUGAGUGUCUUGUUGUAGUGAUGUAUCUUCGUGCAAAAAGACAAUAGCAUGUGUGACGUACGUUAAUUUUCAAGUAAUUAAUUACUUUUAAUUUUCAGAUGAAAAGUUCCUUAACAAGGUCUUGAACGCUUCAAAGUUUCUGACAAUUUUCGGUUUAUGUAUACCUAUCCUGCCAAUAUGGAAUUCUUAUCCACUAAAAUACGACACUUUGCAUUAAAAAGAUAUAUGUGUAUGUAUAUGAACGUCUUAUCAACUGAAUGUUUAUAUAGCAUAAGUAAACAUAUAUAUUUUUGCAUUUUUUUCUCAUUAAAUUGAUCGUUCUAGUACAUAGAAUGGGAUGUACUCAAAUCAUUAUACUUCCACGAGAACACACACAACGUCUUAAACGUUAAUUCCUAUGCGUAACUAUAUGGAAAAUAAGAAAAAGUUAUUCAAAUGGAUCAUAUGAGGGUCUUGUAGACAAAUUAGAAUCUUAAAAGUUAUAGAGCAGUUAAGAAGUAAAAAACAAUACGAAAAAAUCAACAACAGAUGAAACGAAAAUAGACUUCAUAAAGUAAAAAAUAUUAAUACUUUUUUUAUAUCAAAAGCCUAAGUAGUUUAUACUAUAUUUUCGAAUAGAAAAUUCGUUGUAAUAGGGUACAAUGACAAUUGUAUCAAUUAUGUAAUCACGAGAUUCAUGAGACUUGAUAUAAUGCGUUUUUGGCCUAUUGUGAUUAUAAUUUGAACGUUGGAUUCAAGGACCGUUUUGAUGCAUGUGCUUGCAACAUCUAGUAAAUAAUCCGGUGUUAAGAGAACGUAUUAGCGAACAUUUUUCGUGUUGACAUACUUUCAAAUUUUCGCAUAUGUUCGAAAAAAAUCAUUUUUUAUUGAUUUGUAAAAGCAUAGAUUUUAUAUUAAACCUACUAAGAGUUUGAACUAUCCCUAUCGAUAAACCGUAUAUACUAGGUAUCGCGAGUUCUCAAGUAUCUUGCGCUCCAAGAGUUUUUUUAUUAUAAAUACAAAAAUAAAAGAAGUUUGUGUAACAAGAUAAUGGUAAAUAUUGUUGUAAUGAUUGUCAUACCGGUUUGUUAUUAAAGCCCCGAAAUCUUGAAUUGUAACCGCGUACAUUGUUAACGAAAAAACAAAAAGAAAAUCCAACUGUUAGAUUUGUAUGUGUGAGAUAUGAACGGUUGAAAUAAAUUAUGUAAAAACUAAAAGGUUCUAUGGUUACGCGAAUUAUGCUCAAUUAAAGACAUAUUAUAUUCGCGUAUAAUUAAGAGGUUCUAUUUACAUAUACAUGUUUUAUAUUUGUAAUAAUGAUAUCGAAUCAUUUAUUGAUAUGGUGUAUUGUCGACAAAAGAAGCGACGAAAAUGAAUAACUGUCGUAGACGGUAUGUAAUCUCCAAAAUAAUCGUUCAAUUUAUAAUUAUUAUUUGACAACACAUUGGAAAGUAAUAUUUGAAAAAGUUGAUAUCACAAGUACGUCCAGAAUGAUAAUUUGGGAGUGAACAUAUCAUCUAUGAUUCGAGAACGGUAUGGUAAUUAAUAUUUUACGAGAUACAUGAAAUGAAAUAAUAAGUAAUUCGUUGAUUAUUCUGAAACAUAGUCAAUCCUAAGUAUGCAAUCAUUAAGAAUACGAAUGGUUGCGAUCAUAAAAAGCAUAAGUGUGAAUAAUAAGGUUUGAUAAUUUUAACUAAUGUAUAUAAUGUAAAUAGCGACAAAUGAUUCUUAGAUAGAUAUUAAAAGUCGGAAAUGCGUAUUACGAAUUAUUUAUGCAUAUAUCAUACGAAUAAUAAUUGUCUGUCUAUUCGCAGUCCAAAUUAACUCAUAAUAUUAUUGUCUCGCUUUCGCGAUCUAUGUAUAUAUAGAUAUACAAAGAGAUCAUAUUUUGGACUGCAAAUAGACAGUCUCAUAAUAAUAAUAAAAAAAUUUAAUUAAUGACAGAAAAAUUUCAUGAGAUACAGAUCUUUUGUAAUAAGUAUUAUUCAUUGUGAACUUUGCAUAUUCACAAAUUUUUCAUUGACAAGACUAUCUUGUAGGGUUGCAUCGUAAUUCAGAAAGUUUAAAAAUUGUAAAUGUAUUCAAUUCAAUUGAAUGCGUCUGUGUUAAUCUGUUCGUUGAGAUUUGUGAGAACGAAGCUAACGUGUCCUCUGCUUUAAUUACUAAUGUAUAAACUUUACAUUUUUUAUUGUACUUCAUGAAAAAAUCAUACCAAAAAAUUUAGAAAAAAAUAUUGCAUUUUUCUGACUGUACAAUCGUGAUUGUUGUAACAUCAAAAGACUGUUUCACAAAAUAAACAUCAAUUUUCCCAAA